This is a messenger RNA of Salvia miltiorrhiza (redroot sage), 2377 nucleotides long. Its product is annotated as probable receptor-like protein kinase At5g20050. The transcript is spliced from 6 exons. Gene Ontology annotation, biological process: protein phosphorylation. NCBI's taxonomy places the organism in Eukaryota, Viridiplantae, Streptophyta, Magnoliopsida, Lamiales, Lamiaceae. The coding region runs from base 20 to 2128 and encodes 702 amino acids. Gene Ontology annotation, molecular function: polysaccharide binding; ATP binding; protein kinase activity. The record is from RefSeq and is a predicted model, not a curated record.
CUAGUCUUGUUGCCUUUUAAUGUGUGAAGUUUGUAGUGGAAAACAAUCUGAAGCAAGAAUGAUGAUCACUCGAAACUUCAUCUUCCUCUUCACUUGUUCAUCUCUCUUGAUUGUUUUCUUUCAAACUUGUAAUGCAGCCGACUGCACCCCUUCUGCGUGUGGCGUUAUUCGCAAUAUUAGCUCCCCUUUCCGCCUCAAGGGUGAUCCCAAGCACUGUGGUGAUCGCAAAUACGAAUUAGUCUGCGAAAACAACGUCGCCUCAGUUCAUCUAAACUCCCAGAAAUACUUGGUGAAAGCGAUCAAUUACAGUGACUUCACCAUCAGGCUUGCUCAUGUUUCCAUAAACAACACCACCUGCUCUUUUCCUAUGUCUUCUGCAUAUGAGCCUUCUUAUUUCGAUCCUUAUGACUUGGUCUUGGAUAUGAAUUGGCCUAUUAAUUUCAUGAGCUGCGAGCAUCCAUUGCAAAAUUCUUCAUUGUCAACCCAAGUUACUGAUUGUGAGCAAGGCAGACAUACUUACAUAAAGGUUGGCCACAUGCGUCUCGCAGAUGUGGAGUAUAUGUGCACACUAGUUUCCGUAGUUGCAACAGCUUGGAAUUUUAGGGAUGUGAAUAAUGUAUCGCUCUCAGAAAUCCAUCAAUCUCUGCUCUAUGGAUUUAAUCUGUCUUGGAUAGGUUUUCUUUGUCGGAAGUGCAACAAAGGAGCUGGUUGUUCUGUGGAUCCGAAUGGCACUGUUACUUGCGGCGAGCACCAUUCUGGUCUCUAUUACGACUGGGAGCAAAUCAAGUAUUCCUUCCAACCACCUGAAGGUCCAGCUGCAGGCUGUCUCAUGCUUUUUAUGCUCAUAGCUGCUGUUGUAUUUGCAGGGGUAAGCAUUCCGGCAAAGAUUAUCAUCGGAUUUGGCGCCACUUAUUGGGUUUUUGUGAAAAACUGGUGGCGCCGUGAUAUUGAACGCAUCAUUGUUGUUAGCUAUGAGGUAAGAUUCAUAGUUGGGAUUCUCUGUGGAAUGGGCUUCUUGAUCUACAAGUUUAGAAGAAGGCGUUUGUCGAUGUACGAGGAAAUAGAAAGCUUCCUAAAAAGUGACAACAAACUCUCGCCAAUCAGGUACUCAUAUUCAGACAUAAAGAAGAUGACGAGAGGUUUUCGAGAAAAAUUAGGUGAAGGAGGGUACGGUUGUGUUUAUAAAGGAAAGCUCCGAAGUGGGCAUCAUGUAGCAGUCAAAUUACUGGGAAAGGCUACAACGAAUGGGCAAGACUUCAUCAAUGAAAUUGGAACCAUUGGGAGGAUCCAUCAUGUGAAUGUUGUCAAGCUUGUUGGAUAUUGUGCUGAAAGGUCCAAACGCGCCCUCAUAUUCGAUUUUAUGCCAAAUGGUUCCCUUGAAAGGUACGUCUUUAGCCGAGAAAAAGCAUCUUCAUUGCAUUGGGAAAUGAAAUUCAAGAUUGCAGUUGGAGUGGCACGAGGAGUUGAGUAUUUGCAUCGUGGUUGUGAUAUCCAGAUCUUACAUUUUGAUAUCAAACCUCACAAUAUACUUCUUGAUGACAAGUUCGUCCCAAAAAUAUCAGAUUUUGGGCUGGCAAAAUUGUGCUCCAUAGAGAAGGACACUGUGACCAUGACUGCUGCUAGAGGAACCAUAGGAUAUGUUGCUCCUGAACUCAUCAAUAGAAGUAUUGGCGGAGUGUCUUACAAGGCUGAUGUGUAUAGUUUUGGGAUGUUGUUGAUGGAAAUGGUUGGCUUAAACAGAGAGUUGAGGGGAAACAAUGAUGAUUCUAGCAAGUAUUUUCCAGAUUGGAUAUAUGACCACUUUAACCAAGGUAAGGACAUUGAAAUUGAAAAAGCAGAGGAAAAGAAUGGAAAUGAUGAUGGGAAUGAGAGUAGAAAGAGUCUUGUGCAGAAGAUGACAAUAGUUGCGCUAUGGUGCAUACAAAUGAGGCCAGAUGAUCGUCCAUCAAUGAGUAAAGUGUUGGAAAUGUUGGAAGCUGAUGUUGAACGUCUGCACAUUCCAGUGUAUCCGUCUCAAUCAGCGCAUGUGGCUGGAAACAAGGAAGAUAGUCGGGAUACAAGUGCAACUGAUUCAGUAUCAUUGCUACAUUAUAGCAAUGGGAGCAGCAUUGAGAUUACUAUUGCUUGAGUCCGUUUUCUCUUCUAUUUUUGCAUGAUGAACCUGCAAAUAAAAAGAGGUUCCUCUUCUUUUUUCUUGAAUUCACAGAGGUUCCUUUUUAUGUAUGAGUUUCCUAGCCUUCGUUUCUUCAUCGAGUAUCUCUUCUACAUUAAAAAAAGUAAUACAAUGAUCUCAAGUAUCAGCGUAAGUGAUUGUUGUAGUUGUGAUUUGUUCAGAAUCAGAUGCCAACUCGUCAUUAUUGAAUUUCAUGCGAAUAAA